Messenger RNA from Aspergillus lentulus, 1062 nucleotides. It is a transcript of the gene kae1, whose product is annotated as O-sialoglycoprotein endopeptidase. The record is from RefSeq and is a predicted model, not a curated record. Lineage: Eukaryota; Fungi; Ascomycota; Eurotiomycetes; Eurotiales; Aspergillaceae. Gene Ontology annotation, cellular component: cytoplasm; EKC/KEOPS complex. Gene Ontology annotation, biological process: tRNA threonylcarbamoyladenosine modification.
AUGAUUGCAAUCGGACUCGAAGGCUCCGCCAACAAACUUGGGGUGGGCAUUAUGCUCCAUCCCGAGGAUGGCAGCACCCCGCGGGUCCUUGCUAAUAUUCGUCACACCUAUGUCUCCCCUCCAGGUGAGGGGUUUCUUCCCAAAGAUACUGCGCGGCAUCAUCGCUCUUGGGUAGUGAAGCUUGUAAAGAGAGCGCUCAGAGAAGCUCGUAUCUCAGUGCGUGAUGUGGACUGCAUCUGCUUUACCAAGGGCCCUGGCAUGGGUGCUCCGCUUCAGAGCGUCGCUGUGGCUGCCCGGACGCUGAGUCUAUUAUGGGGCAAAGAAUUAGUUGGUGUGAACCAUUGUGUUGGACAUAUUGAGAUGGGCAGACUAAUCACUGGCUCCACCAAUCCUGUCGUUCUCUACGUCUCAGGAGGUAACACACAGGUGAUUGCCUACAGUUCGCAAAGGUAUCGGAUCUUCGGCGAAACCCUCGAUAUCGCCGUGGGCAAUUGCCUCGACAGAUUCGCCCGAACAUUGCACAUCUCCAAUGAUCCUGCGCCAGGGUACAACAUUGAGCAACUAGCGAAGAAGGGCACGCAGCUGGUCGAUUUGCCGUACACAGUGAAGGGCAUGGAUUGCUCCUUUUCGGGAAUCCUUGCCGCCAUUGACGGAUUGGCUGCAUCCUACGGCUUGAACGGCGAAGAGAAAGAAGAAGAAGAAGGUGCAGGAGAUGAUUCUAGACCCACACGCGCAGACCUGUGCUUCUCGCUCCAGGAGACUGUGUUUUCCAUGCUCGUUGAGAUUACCGAGCGCGCUAUGGCGCAUGUGGGCUCCAAGGAAGUCCUCAUAGUCGGCGGCGUCGGGUGCAAUGAACGAUUACAGGAGAUGAUGGGAAUCAUGGCUCGCGAUCGCGGUGGUAGUGUCCAUGCGACGGAUGAGAGAUUCUGUAUUGACAAUGGAAUCAUGAUCGCGCAGGCAGGUUUGCUCGCGUACAAGACAGGUUUCCGCACUCCGCUGGAGGAGUCGACUUGUACGCAGCGGUUCCGAACAGACGACGUGUUUGUAAAAUGGAGAGAUUAA